Molecule: messenger RNA, 818 nt
Organism: Agrilus planipennis (emerald ash borer)
Lineage: Eukaryota; Metazoa; Arthropoda; Insecta; Coleoptera; Buprestidae
Product: ganglioside GM2 activator-like
Exons: 4
Coding region: 131-745 (204 amino acids)
Biological process (GO): lipid transport; ganglioside catabolic process
Cellular component (GO): cytoplasmic side of plasma membrane
Molecular function (GO): lipid carrier activity; enzyme activator activity
Source: RefSeq, a predicted model, not a curated record
AAAUGUUACAUGUCUUAUCAUUCAUACAACUUCGGCUUUGUAAGUAGUAACAAACAGCAAUAUUAUGCCAUAUAAUUUAUAAUGUGCACUGGUGGGCUAACCGUAAAAAACAAUCAAAUCGGGUUUUAUCAUGAAAAUCGGACUGAUUAUAAUUUUGAUCGCGUUUCUAGUGAAGUUUUGUAGAGGUGGUUACGGCACAAACGGUGGAAUUUAUGAUGAAGAAUCAUUUCAUAAAGAGUUUGAUGGUCAUCUUCGAUUUACAGCAUGCGAUGGACUAACUAAACCUGCUAUCAUAAUAACCAAGCUCGAUGUGAAUCCGAAAAUGUUUUUUAUUCCCCAAAAUGUUUCCAUGACAAUUGGUUUUGAAUUCACGAAAAAUAUUGAACCACCUAUAAUGGUCAAAAUCGAUAUUUCUAAGCAGCUAGGAUUUAUGGGAUACGUCAAACUUCCAUGUAUUGCUAAUUAUGGAUCGUGCACUUUUGGAAGAAUUUGUGAAAUUUUGGAUACGUAUCCGGAAGAUUCCUUUGCGUAUAAGGUUUCUUGUCCUAACUGGCUUAAAAAAGCGGGAGUUAAAUGUAAAUGCCCGGUCACAAAGGGCAGCUAUGGGGUAGCAAAUGUUAGAGUGCCCAUCGAAUCAACAAUCGUACCAAAAUGGAUAGCCACGGGUGAUUAUAAAGCGGCGUUAAUAAUUGACGAUGGAAAUCAAACUGUUGGUUGUUUCAAAUUUCAAUUUCGCUUGCGUUAAAAAUUCAAUGGAACAAUUAAAAACAUAAAAAUUUAAUUUUAACUACUGUAAAAUAUGAAUAAAACGAUUUUAA